Cucurbita moschata (crookneck pumpkin) is the source of this 2398-nucleotide messenger RNA. RefSeq names its product U-box domain-containing protein 14-like. The transcript is spliced from 3 exons. Lineage: Eukaryota; Viridiplantae; Streptophyta; Magnoliopsida; Cucurbitales; Cucurbitaceae. Bases 200 to 1729 code for a protein of 509 amino acids. The record is from RefSeq and is a predicted model, not a curated record. Gene Ontology annotation, molecular function: protein binding.
AAAAUCAUUGGGCUCUCUGUUACAGUUGAGGGAGUGCGGGAUUUCCAAGGACGAAGAAGAAGAAGAACAAGACGAUCCUUUCUGAAACUGAAAACCACUGUUUUGGAUUAUUCCGCCACCGCCACCGCCACCGUUUUCGGGUUCUUCUUAUGUUUUUUUGCUUUGCAAUGUAGUGCGCUGUAAGAUUGGUUAUAGGGUAAUGGCCAAGUGUCAGUCCAACAGCCUUGGAUCAUUGGUAAUCGAUGGUAUCGCCGGCGCCAAUGCAGGUACUCGACACUUCCGGUUUUGUACUGCGUUUUCUGGAGCUGCAUUCCGUCGGAGAAUCUAUGACGCUGUUAGUUGCGGUGGGAGUUCUCGGUACGGCCAUCGGUACAACGAUGAGAUGAUGGAUGAUGAGCAGAGCACGGGGAACAGAUCGGCUUCGGAGACUAGGGAUUUGAAGGAGGCGGAGCAGCCGAGGAAUCUGAAACUGGCUAAUGGAAGAUCCGAGAAGCUUGUGGAUCUUUUGAAUUUGGCGGAGUCGAUGGAGACGGAGAAUGAGGAGGAGACUAGAAGGAAGGAGGAGGAGUUGGAGGAGUUGAAACGCACGGUGGAGGAUUUGCAGGCGGAGGAUUUGGUGAGGCGAAAGUCGGCGGCUAGCAAAGUGAGGCUUAUGGCGAAGGAGGAUUUGGUAAUACGAGGGACGCUUGCUCUUCUUGGAGCCAUUCCUCCUCUCGUUGCGAUGGUUGAUUUGGAAGAUGAACAAUCUCAGAUCGCUGCGCUUUACGCACUGCUAAACCUUGGAAUUGGCAACAAUGCGAACAAGGCAGCAAUUGUGAAAGUGGGGGUCAUCCACAAAAUGUUAAAGCUCAUUAAAUCAGAGAGUGCAUCAAACUCAUUGGUUACGGAGGCAAUAAUUGCAAACUUUCUCGGCUUGAGCGCUCUGGACUCGAACAAGCCCGUAAUUGGAUCGUCCGGUGCGAUUCCCUUCUUGGUCAAAUCCCUACAAAACACCGACCAUAAAAUUAGCAAUCAGGCUCGGCAGGAUGCUCUAAGGGCGCUCUUCAAUCUCUCAAUUGCCGCAUCAAAUAUCUCAAUAAUAUUAGAAACGGAUUUCAUCCCAUUUCUUCUUAACAUGUUAGGAGACAUGGAAGUGAGUGAAAGGAUCCUUUCAAUUUUAAGCAACGUGGUAUCAACCCGAGAGGGUAGACGAGCAAUAAGCGUCGUUCCAGACGCGUUCCCAAUAUUAGUUGAUGUAUUAAACUGGACAGAUUCACCUGGGUGUCAAGAAAAGGCGUCCUACGUUUUAAUGGUGAUGGCACACAAGCUAUAUGGUGAAAGACAGACAAUGGUAGAAGCAGGAUUAGUAUCUGCUUCUCUUGAAUUAACGCUCUUGGGUAGUGCAUUGGCUCAGAAAAGAGCAUCCAGGAUUUUGGGGUGCCUGAGAUAUGAUAAAGGGAAGCAAGUUUCUGAAAGUUUUGGUGGGAAUCUGGGUGUUGCACCAGUGUCUGCUCCCAUUAUUGGGACUUCAUCUUCUUCAAAUUGCAAUUCAGAUUCUAAAAGGUACCCAGAAGAAUCUGAAGAGGCCAUGAGCGUGGAGAAAAAGGCGGUGAAGCAACUAGUCCAACAGAGUCUACAGUACAACAUGAGGAAAAUUGUGAAGAGGGCCAAUCUGCCUCAAGAUUUUGCUCCUUCAGAGCAUUUUAAGUCGCUUACUGCGAGUUCAACUUCGAAAAGCCUACCAUUUUAGCAUAGUAGACUACCAUGUUAGAUCUGUACCUAGUGUCAUCAUCAGGAAGAAGUUAGCCUCCUCUUUUAAGUUAUUAAAUAGCAGUCAGUUUCGUUAGAGAAGUGGUUUAGCCUUUUAGUUCUUUGGUUAGUGUAAAAAUUAAAUAAAGGACCUACCUCUGUUUCCAAAUUCAAUCCUCAGACAACAACCAGAUCCAGAACCAAAUACCUCGAUAGCUUCCUCGGCCAUGGAAUUGUCUGAAAAUUGAAAAUUCCAGUGGCUGUUUUCACUGAGCGUAACAAAGCUUGGGGCACUGCUCAGUGGGCCAUGUUCAACUCACCAUCACAAUCCACCCUACCUCGGUGGCCCCUUUAAAAUAUCUGGAGCAGGGAACUUGCUGAGCUGUUGUUGGCAGAGGCAAAAUAAUGUGGAAGGGAUGUCUUGAGCACGAGGUAUUGUUUUGUAAAUAUAGAAUUGAGUGAACUCAUUAUUCUAUUAGUGCUGCAGUUCUGUCUUAUUCUUUACUUUUGUGAUGGCCCCAUAUUGUAUAUUUUUCUCCUGUUGGCCUGUAGCAACUUUAGAUCAUAUUUUUCUCUACUGUGAACAGUUUGUGAACCCUUGACCUGUAAUUCCAUGUGGUUUGACAAAUUCAUCUCACAGCUGUGAUAUGAAAUGGUUAGCUAUUUUCUA